Messenger RNA from Lynx canadensis (Canada lynx), 1392 nucleotides. Its product is annotated as basic proline-rich protein-like. Bases 1 to 1113 code for a protein of 370 amino acids. The record is from RefSeq and is a predicted model, not a curated record. NCBI's taxonomy places the organism in Eukaryota, Metazoa, Chordata, Mammalia, Carnivora, Felidae. The transcript has 3 exons.
AUGGUGUUUGUGGUGUGGCUCUGCCCUCCGCCCCGGCGCUGCGGCGCCUUUAAAGCCUCUGGGCGCUCGCCCCGCCCCGGGUCCGCCCCGUCCGAGGCGGGAGCCGCUGAAAACCCCCGGCCCGGCCCGGGCGCGCCACUCGGCCCGCAGCCCCCGCCCAGAGUGCGCCGCGCCGGCCCGCCAACGGUGAGCAGGGGGAGGGCGGGGGGCGCGCCUCCGGGAAGCGGGAGGCCCGCGCCGGCGACUUGCUCCCGGGGCCGGCGCGAGGGUCCGACGACGGCUCUGCUCGCCCGGUGCUGUCGGGUCCUGUCCCCAAGCCCCGACCCGGCAUUGCCGGGCGAUGAGUCAGGCGAGGGUGCGGGUGCACCGACGGGGCGUCCGUCCGCAACGGGGACCGGGCCGUCGGGGUUGACGAGCGGAGGGCGUCGGCGCGUGGCUGGCGGGCUCCGAGGGACCGCGCGCCCGAGCUUCCCCGCGACCCCUCACUUCCCGUUGCAGGAGCACGUGCGGGGGCCGCCCUCUCUGUGCCUCCUCCCGCCGGCCGUCUUCCUGGGGACUCGGGGUCGCGGGCUGGGGAGGAGAGGCCCCCGACCUCGGGGGGUGGCCGCCGGCGCGCGGGAUGGUGUGGGGAGGGGGCUGCUUGCGGGAGCUCCGGUCCACCCCCCGCCCCCCCCCCCCGGCCGGGCCCCCACCCCGCGCCCCCUGCUGCUGGGAAAGCCGGCGGGGCCGCGGGCGGGCGGGCCGCGGGCGGCGGGCGGCGGGCUGCCCAGACCACUGCGUCACCCCAGCGGCGGGCUGUGGGUGACUCAUCCGGCUGUAACGGCCCUGGGUGUGGCGAGGCGGGGCGGCGGGGCCGGACCUGCAGGACCGGAAGUGGACGGCCGCCUUCCCGGCCCCGCAGGCCUCCCAGAGCCCCCUUGCAGCCCGUGCCCGGGAAGUUCUGGGGGGAGCCUGGCAUCUGGGAGCAGAAAGGAGCGUGGCGGGAGUGAGGGUCCCGGGGAUGGGGGGGGGGCCCAGUGGCUUGGAUGGGCUUUCCCGAGUUCUGACCGCGGAGCACCAAAGAGAGGGACAGCUCCCCCUCGCCGACGCCACCCCCCCAUUUCCCCUCCCUAGUCCCCCGGGAAGGCCCACAGCUGCUGAGAAGGCCAAGGCAGGCUGGGGAGGGGGGGGGCCCACCCCGCGGAGGCGGCGCGGUCGUCUUUGGCCGACUGCACCCCCCCUCCAGCGCCCCAGCCCUCCUGCCCCCUGGGGAUUGGCCUCUACUGCUUUCUCCACCCCAGCCCUUCUCCCUCCAGGAUUUUCAGGUGUCCAUCAUCCUUGCUUCCGCCUGCUUCCUGUGCGCUUCACUUUGGGGACAGGGACCCCCCAUCUCGCCCUUUCAGAAUAGCCCUG